Aplysia californica (California sea hare) is the source of this 951-nucleotide messenger RNA. RefSeq lists its product as uncharacterized. Bases 120 to 494 code for a protein of 124 amino acids. The transcript is spliced from 3 exons. Gene Ontology annotation, cellular component: membrane. NCBI's taxonomy places the organism in Eukaryota, Metazoa, Mollusca, Gastropoda, Aplysiida, Aplysiidae. The record is from RefSeq and is a predicted model, not a curated record.
AGCCUAGUUCCGGAAGCUGUGUUUCAAGUUAUUGUGUCUGACGACUGUGCCCUUGUAGGGGUAUCUAGACGCUUGUUUGAAUCUUACAUUCUUCGGAUGCUGUAGAGUAAACGGCCAUCAUGAUGAAUACCGGAACAACACCAGCGCCCCCCGAGGUCUAUUCGACGAACUCCAAGCAACUACUGGUGACGAGAGAUCCUGUUUAUGUCCACCCUACCAUCAGACAGGGACACUUUGUGGGCUUGAAACCUCACAACUACCUGUACUUUGCUAUUGUCGCCACACUCAUCAAUCCAGUGAUUGGUGCCGUUGCUAUCGUAUUUGCCUUAAAGUCCGAUUCAGCCUUCAACGAUGGAGACGUCCAUUACGCAACAAAGUGGAGCAACUACGCUUUUCUGACAGGGAUUAUUGGCAUCGUCACAUCUGUUAUUCUCGGUGUUGCGAUAGGGUUCGCACUUGCUGGACCAGGGUUGAGAGGAGGUCACUCAUACUGAGACAAACGUUAUUUUGUUUCGGUGUGUUCAUGGGGCCAUUCAAAUAAUAUGAUCUUUUACUUUUGUACAGUUUUAAUGUAUUUUAUGAAAUCUCUGACAAAAUUAAUAGACAAAAAAAAAAUCAGGGCUCAAUUUUAGUCAAUUGAAACAUUUCUUCACAGAUGAUGUAAAGAUAUAUUCUUAUAGCAUUGUCCCGAUAUUUCCCUCUGAGAUAAUAAAGUAUUAUCUUAUCUGAUUUUUUACCAGCUGCCUGUCAUAAAUUUCAGGAGCUUGUUUUGGUGUUGAAUUAAAGAUAAAAUUGUUGAACCUCAGCACUUUUUCUUUCAUGUUUAGAAGGCAGUUAAUGUUGAUGCACAAUCAAUUUUUUUUUGGUGAGCAGUUGUGUUUUUCGCCAAAUGGGAGUGAGCAAAAGUUGCUCAGGGUUUUUUUGGUUUUUUUAAUUGCUCAGUAAAGGAAA